UAUAAGUUUCAGUUUUUGAUUAAAAAUCCAAAAAAACCACAAAAUAAAAAUAAAAAACAAAAUAAAAAAAGAACAAGAAAGAAAAACAUAUCUUCCUUCCCUAUUAUUUUUCCAGAACAACAACAUACUGUAUAUCAUAAAAUCAAAUCCUCUUAUAUCUUCAAAAAACGUCAAUGCCAAUUCCUCCAUCUUUCUUGAAUUCUUGAUUCUCUCUCACAUACACAUACACAUACACAGACACACAAACACGGACUUCAAUUUUUGCUUGCCAUUUCCCACACCCCCUCUUAUUUCUAGUUAUUUUUCUUUGUUUUUUUUCCCUGGAUUUUCAAGAUCCUCAUAAUCUUCUUGAAAUAAUAAUUCAAAAUUCCAUCUUUAUCAUUUAUAUUACAUAGAAACGAGAAGAAAUUUCUGGGUUCUUUUUUUUAUUAGAUUUAAAAAAAAAAAUCUAAUACGUCGUCAUUUAAAUCACUUGAUCAAGAAGUGCUAUCACAACUUUCUAUUUUAAACUUUUAGGUUUCCUUUUUUUUUCCUUCUGCUAUUUGAUUUUUUUUUUUUUGUGUGUGUGUGUAAAGAAUGGCUUUUUAUUUCUUAUAUAGGAGCAUAUUGCAAAAAAAAUUAUUGUUGAAUUUGAUUAAUGGUUGUAUUGCAGUUGGUAUUAAAGUUCAUGGUUACUGUAUUGUUGGGGUUUUACUGGAAUUUAGAUUGUACUAUUGUAUUUGACAUAACUGGUUAGUGGGGUUGCUAGUUUAGCUGAAAGGUUGAUUUUUUGAUAUUGGAUUUCAUAAUAAAGGUGAUAAAAGAGAGCAAUUCAAGAUUUUAUUGGGUUAAAACAAGUAAUAGUGGUGUAUGGGAGAACAUGAGGGAUGGGCAGAGCCAAGUGGGCUAUGUCCGAACGGGCUAUUGCCCAAUGCAGAAUCAGAACAGAUGAUCCGAGCCCUUGACUCGGAGAGAUGGUCAAGGGCUGAGGAAAGGACUGCUGAGUUAAUUGGCUGCAUUCAGCCUAACCAGCCGUCUGAGGAGCGCAGAAAUGCUGUUGCUGAUUACGUCCAACGCCUCAUCAUGAAGUGCUUCCCUUGUCAGGUUUUCACUUUUGGUUCAGUACCAUUGAAGACUUAUCUUCCUGAUGGAGACAUUGAUUUAACUGCCUUCAGUAAUAACCAAACUUUGAAAGAUACAUGGGCUUAUCAGGUUCGGGAUAUGUUAGAGGAGGAAGAGAAAAAUGAAAAUGCUGAAUUUCGUGUCAAGGAGGUUCAGUACAUUCAAGCUGAAGUAAAGUUAAUAAAAUGCUUAGUUGAAAACAUCGUGGUUGACAUUUCUUUCAAUCAGCUAGGGGGUUUGUGUACCCUUUGCUUCCUUGAGGAGGUCGAUCACCUGAUAAACCAGAAUCACUUGUUCAAGCGCAGCAUUAUUUUGAUUAAGGCCUGGUGUUAUUAUGAGAGCCGUAUAUUGGGUGCUCAUCACGGUCUUAUUUCAACUUAUGCCUUGGAGACCUUAGUUCUUUACAUAUUUCACAUGUUCAACAAUUCGUUUGCUGGGCCACUUGAGGUUCUAUAUCGCUUCUUGGAGUUCUUCAGCAACUUUGAUUGGGACAACUUUUGUGUUAGCUUGUGGGGGCCUGUGUCGAUUAGUUCUCUUCCUGAUGUCACUGCGGAACCUCCUCGAAAAGAUGAGGGAGAAUUGCUUCUCAGCAAAUUGUUUCUUGAGGCCUGUAGCUCCGUAUAUGCUGUUUUCCCUGUUGGCCAGGAAAACCAAGGACAACCAUUCGUUUCUAAACAUUUUAAUGUGAUUGAUCCUUUACGAGUAAACAACAACCUUGGCCGCAGUGUGAGUAAAGGUAAUUUCUAUAGGAUACGGAGUGCAUUUGGCUUUGGUGCCAAAAGACUAGCAAGAUUACUGGACUGCCCCAAAGAAGAUCUAAUUCAUGAAGUAAAUCAGUUCUUUAUGAAUACGCUGGACAGACAUGGUAGUGGCCAAAGGCCUGAUGCACCAGGGCCCGAGUUGUUGCGCCUGAGAUUUUCAACACCGGAUGACCUACCCGACUCCGAGUAUUUUAGGGUCAACUCUAGUGGGAAAAAGGUGAAUGGAAAAUCUUCUGGUCGUGAUUUUGAGGUGGAAGGAACUCAAUCACCUAUUGUUUCCUCUCAACAUGGUAUUCAUUUAUCUGGAAGCUUCUCUAGAAUGAAUGAUACCGCCCAAAAGAACCAUGGGAAUUUGAGCACCUCAAGGGUAUCUGAUCAAAAGAAAAAAGAGAGAAAUUUGAAAUCUGAUCAAAUAGGAAUUGAUACACAGGGUAGGUUUGUUUUUUCUAGAACACGGUCUAGUCCUGAGCUGACUGACAUGUAUGGUGAAGUUACUACUGCUCAAGGAAGGCGUGGAAAAGCUCAGGAGUCUGCAAAAAUGCAACCUACUCCAUUGAGGCAGGACAGCAGUAACUGGAGGAAGAAUCAAGGAUCUGAAAAUUUAGCAAGCCAGAAUGGUCGAUCUGACACUUCAUCGAUCAGACAUUUUCCAUCUCAUCAAAGUCUCGAAGCCGUUGCUGACUCCAACAGUAGAUCAAAUAGCUUUAGCCGAGAUGCGGGAUUAGAUGCUCCAAAUGAAGAGCUUUGUAGUACACAGGGGAUGAUGCAUCAGGAUGAGCAAGAUCUUGUGAAUCUGAUGGCAUCUACUUCGGUCCAUGGUUUUAAUGGUCAGGUUCACUUGCCAUUUAAUUGGGCUGCAGCCCAACUGCCUUUCCCUAUCUCGCCCUCCAUUCUGGCUUCUAUGGGAUAUAAUCAACGAAAUAUUCCAGGAUUGGUUCCCACUAAUUUUCCUCCUGCAUUUUCCAAUGUGCAAUUUCCUCAUGGUAUGAUUUCGCCCCACUUAAAUCAUUACUUCCCAGGCCUUGGGUUGAGUCCAGCUUCUGAAGAUUCAAUUGACCGGAAUAGUGAAAAUUUUAGUUCUACGGAUAUGAACUCAGGCGAGGCAAUCAAAGAUUUCUGGCAGGAGCCAGAUGCAGGUUCUAACGUUGAAUUUGACCUACAAAACGGAAAUUAUGAAAUACCUCAAUCUGAUGAUAAAACACAUGCAGUCGAGUCAGGUUCUAAUUUUGUUCCUUCAUCUUGGGCGACUGGCUCCAGUAAUAGAGCUCAGCAGAAGCAUACAAAGGAAAAACAUGGGCCAAUCAAGGAAGAACAUUCUGAUGAUAUUCAGUUUCAGGAUAACAUAAGAAUGACCGAUGUUUACGCUGAAGAAAGAUUGGCAAGUUCAAGGUUCUCAUCCGCUGCUCACAGCAAAACCUCUUCUGAGAGUUCUUGGGAUGGGUCUUCUACUAAAAGUACAAAGUCAACAAGGGGAAGACGGGGAAAUAAAACAGGUGAUGCUGAGCCAACUACUGGUUACAGAAAAGUUAAGAUGAUGUCUGACCAUAAAUCUAACCAAGCCGUGGAAGAUGAUCAGGAUUGGAACUCUGUUUCAAACUUGGGUACCGAAAUGUCUGAGAGUAGCCAGGGCAUUAUUUCCAUGCACAUUGCAAGGCAACAUAUGCCUGAUUAUGAAGGUGCUCAGACAAGUGGAUCUGACCCAAUAGUGCCCAUUGCACCAAUGCUCAUAAGGCCUGGUUCUCAGCAAAGAAUGACGGAUAAUUCUGGGGUUAUUGCAUUUUAUCCCACCGGGCCACCAGUUCCCUUUCUUACAAUGCUUCCAAUAUAUAAUAUUCCACCUGAGUCUGGAACUCCUGAUGUAUCAACCGGCCACUUCGGAAGAGAAGAAUGCUUUCCCAAUCGUGAUUUAGGCCAGAACCUUGAUCCUUCUGAGGGACUUGACCACAGUGAAAAUGAAAAUAAUAAACAUAAGUCUGAUAUACUUAACAGUGACUUUGCUAGUCAUUGGCAAAAUUUACAGUAUGGACGGUUUUGCCAAGAUCCCAGGCCUGGGCCUCAUGUUUAUCCUUCUCCUGUUAUGGUACCGCCUGCAUACUUAAAAGGCCAUUUCCCGUGGGAUGGUCCUGGAAGACCGAUGUCAGCGAGCAUGAGCCUUUUUACUCAAUUGAUGAGCUGUGGUCCUCGUAUAUUACCCAUCUCACCGCUACAAUCUGUUUCAAAUCGACCUCCCAAUAUGCUUCAACAUUAUGUAGCUGAGAUGCCGAGAUAUCGUAGCGGGACUGGGACAUACUUGCCAAAUCCAAAGGCUUCGGUCAGGGAUCGUCACUCUUCCGGUACAAGAAGGGGGAAUUACAACCAUGACAGAAAUGAUAACUAUGGUGACAGAGAGGGUAACUGGAAUGCGAAUUCGAAAUCCCGUGCCGGUUGGCGCAACUACAACCGCAGCCAAUCUGAGAAAUUAAACUCAAGAUUGGAUCGACCAGCAUCCAGUGAGAGCCGAACUGACAGAUCAUGGAACUCUCAUAGACACGAUUCCUUCCCUUCAUAUCCGUCUCAAAAUGGUCCAUUGCAUGCAAACUCAAGCCCAAGUGUGCUUCCCAGUAUGGUGCAUGGCAUGUAUCCUUUAACGUCAAUGAACCCAAGUGCAGUGUCUUCAAAUGGACCUGGUGUCCCUCCUGUUGUAAUGUUUUAUCCGUUUGACCAUAAUUCUACUUACAAUUCACAUGGAGAACAGGUUGAGUUCGGAUCUGUGGGUCCAGUAGGUUUCUCAGGUGUAAACAAACAAGUCCAUCCAGGUGAUGGAAGUCAACUAAGGGGAGCAUUUGAGGAACAGAGAUUUCAUGCAGUCUCUGUGCAACGGUCUUCUCCUGAUCGGCCAUCUUCACCGCAUUAUCAAAGCAGAAAGAAGACUGAGAAGUGGUGAUGCAAGAAACAGUGGCGAGGGCUGGCGUGUUGCUGGUCGUUCUUAUCCUGACUUUAGAACGGGGCUCUCGUGCACUAGCUCUACAAAUUUUGUUAGUAAAUGGUCACAUCUUGGUCCUUAGCUUUCAGUUAUUGAAUGUAAGAUGUGAAGUCAUGAUUUAGCCGCAGCAACCCUCUUCAAUGACGCCAAAGGUGAUUGGUAGGAAAAAAGUUGUGUAGAUUUUGUUCCGCUUGUAGGAUCGACAUAUUGUAACCUCAUUGAAGUUGACAAGUCUUGUUAGAAUUUAGGGGUUCAACUUUGUUAUACUAGUGUUACCAUUGGAAAUCAUUUUCCAGAGAAAUGUACAAGAAUUUUGUUUUACAGAUGACUCUCUACUAGCUUCAGUUCAUUCAGGAUUUCGACAGUGUAGUGGUAUAUGAUUAGAAUUCAUUUCAAGCA
Messenger RNA from Nicotiana tabacum (common tobacco), 5223 nucleotides. The record is from RefSeq and is a predicted model, not a curated record. NCBI's taxonomy places the organism in Eukaryota, Viridiplantae, Streptophyta, Magnoliopsida, Solanales, Solanaceae.